Messenger RNA from Punica granatum (pomegranate), 2297 nucleotides. The record is from RefSeq and is a predicted model, not a curated record. Lineage: Eukaryota; Viridiplantae; Streptophyta; Magnoliopsida; Myrtales; Lythraceae.
CGUACAGAGUAGGUAAUAACGUCAAAGUCGCUCCGGUGGCCUCAAGGGGAUUCGAAUCCGGUAUCGGGUGCAAGUUUAGGCGCACCUUAACCACUGGGCCAAACCCUUGAGACUGAUGUUCACAUAGUUUGGAAGACAUGUCAGAAAUCAUACCGUUUGGUAGGAAGGAAUGGAAAUUUGAAUGGAAUAAAAUCGGCUUAAAUUCCUUAUUUCAGGCCAAAAUCUGUUCAUUGUCCUCUCUCGUCCUCUCUCUCACUGUCAUGAAAGCUUCCAUAUCUGAGAUAGCAAUAAGAGUAAGCCGAGCACUGAUCUCUGCAUCAUCUUCAUCAGCUUCAACUCCAACCCUGCGAUCCCUUAAAUGGGCUCCCACGCUCGAGCAGACCCUCCACCGGGAGCUCACUCUCUCUCAGCUCACCCCUCAGCUCGUCUCCGCCGUCAUCGACCCGUUUCUCCUAACACACCACUCACUCGCCCUCGGCGUCUUCAACUGGGCCAGUCAGCAGCCCAACUUUGUCCAUGACUCCCUCUCCUACCGGUCCAUCCUCAAGUCUCUCUCCAGUUCCCGCCAUUUCGCCUCCAUUGAUAGAAUACUGAAACAGGCGAGGUCUGAGAGGGUGGUUCUUGAUUCUUCUGUCUACGGCCUUGUCAUUGCUGUGUAUGUUAGGAACAGGAGGAUCCACAUCGCAAAAUUGGUUUUCGACGAGGCUAGGAGGUUGAAUUUGGGAAUCGGAGCUGACGUCUAUAACUUGGUCUUGGCCGGUUUGGCUUCGGAUGGGCAAAUGGAUAGCGCACUCAAGGUGUUCGAUGAAAUGCUCGCUAGGGGCGUUUGUUUUAGCACUCUCGGGUUCGGGGUUUUCAUGUGGAAUUUUGUCACGGAGGGGGAGUUAGGCAGGGUUUUGAGCAUGAUAGAUGAUGUUAUAAGGGGCCCCAGUUCGGGGACCAUUGACGGGUCGAUUUUGGCAGGUUUGGUGGUGCACGGUCUUUGCCGGGCAUCACGGGCUUUGGAUGCUUCUCAAGCUCUGGAUGAGCUGCGGAGUAGAGGAUGGAAGCCUGAUUUUGUGGCCUACAGGGUUGUUGCUGAAGCAUACAGAGAAUCAGGGAAUGUGGUUGCAAGGGAGUCAAUCCUGAAGAAGAAGAGGAAGCUCGGUGUAGCCCCGAGGGCACAUGACUAUGGUGAAUUCAUCCUAUCCUUGAUUUCCGAGAAACUGAUAUACGAAGCCAAGGAAUUGGGUGAAGUUCUUGUGAGUGGCAACUUUCCAGUCGAUGAGAACGUUCUCAACACAUUGGUAGGAACCAUCUCAGGUUUAUAUCCUAGUUCUGCACUGGAAUUCGCUGAAUUCAUGAUGAGAAGUGGGAACUUCCCAACUACUCUGACGCUGACCAAUUUGAGUCGGAACUUAUGCAAGAACGGGAGGAUCGAUGAACUGCUGCAGGUUUAUCAGGCACUCGACUCAAACGGUUAUUUCAAAGAUGUCAAUAGUUACGGUCUGAUGGUCUCAUUCUUGUGCCUAUCUGGAAGAGUGAAGGAAGCCUAUGGGGCGCUUAAGGAGAUGAAGAAGAAGGGAUUGAACCCUCCUGUGGAAUUGUACAAUUCUAUCAUGGAAGCGUGUUGCCGGGAUGAUCUUAUACGACCUGCCAAAAGGCUGUGGGAUGAGAUGUUCUCCAGUGGGUGCAAUGGGAAUUUGAAAACUUAUAGCCUCCUGAUCAGGAAGUUGUCGGAGAUAGGCGAAGUGGAGGAGGCUCAGAGGCUUUUCCAUCACAUGCUGUUGAAAAGGUUGGCGCCUGAUUCCACAAUCUACAGAUCCCUGAUCGAAGGCCUCUGUCGAGAAAUGAAGUUCGAGAUUGCCCUCGAGGUUUUUGAGCAGUCUCUUCAACAGGACGCAUCUCUUGCUGAAAGUCACUCCUGUUUUUUCGUCACACACCUCUGCCAAGAAGGUAAAUUUCUUGCUGCCUCGAGAGUACUUCGCAGCAUUUCUUGUGAUAGGAGCAGCUUAGAAUCCCAUGUGAGGUUUCUCAAGCGUUUAACAGAGUCGAGGGAACUCGAGAUUGCCCUCAAACACAUAGGUUGGGUGAAGGAGACUGAGCCGUCAAUGUUGCAGCCUGUUUUAUCUGAGCUAGCGGCGUCUCUUUAUUCUUCUGCCUCUGGCUCUAGACAAGCGGCAAUCCAAGAGCUGAUUGCUAUAAUACAAGAAAAGUUUUCGAGUUCAUCAUAGGAUUGAAACUGGUCAGACCAUUUGACAGUAUAGAAGCUCACAAUUUCAGCAUAGAAGUGCUUCUUCUGAUUUUCUUGAUUGUUA